CAUCAACAUCGCCACCAUGUCGCCCCUCCACAUCGAAGAGAUCUCCCUCUCAAUACUCAACGCGACGCUAUCGCGUUAUCCAGACACAGCAUCCUCUGCGCUGGCAGACCUAGAUACACUGCGCUAUGAGACGAUCCCUAGGACAUUGGAGAAGAUGAAAGGGGAGAAGUCAUUGCUGAAAGCUGAUAUUGAAAAAUUGGUGGAAUGGAAACUGAAACACGGCACAUACCGCCCAGCACUCAUGAACCUCGUGAAAUCCAACCCAGCAGACGUUUUCAAGAGCACUACACAAGAAGCGUUCGCCUCACACAGGGAUGAUGGAGAUGUCAUGAAAGCAUUGAAGAUCCUCACAAAGCUCCGCGGUAUCGGUCCCGCAACCGCCUCCCUCCUCCUCAGUGUCUAUCAGCCAGAUCAAGUGCCUUUCUUCUCAGACGAACUAUUCAGAUGGACGCACUGGGACUCUCCCGGCAAGAGCGGGUGGCUGAGGAUUAUCAAGUACAACGUUACGGAGUAUAAAGAGAUCCUCGCUAGCGUUGAGGGGUUGAGGAAAAGGUUGGGUGUUAAGGCGGUGGAUGCGGAGAAGGUCGCGUAUGUGUUGGGGAAGGGGAAUGUGGAGCUUGACCUUGGGGUGGACACUGAGGAGGAUGCGGAGGUGGUUGUGGGUGAGAAGAUUGAGGAGAAUAAGGAGAGGGAUAGGAGGGUUGAGGUGGCGGCGGCUGGAGCGGCGGCGGCUAUGGAUAGUGCGAGGACGGCGAGUGAGAGUGGCAGAAAGAGGAAGGCUGCUGGUGAGAAAAAGAGCAGACAGGAAAAAGGCGAAGCAGCGGGUGAUGAUUUGUCGCACGGAGAACCAGCGAAGAGAACGACGAAGCAGGGGGUGAAGCGGAAGGCGCAAGAGACAAAGCCACCUGCAGAAGGGACACGGAAAAGCACGCGAAGGAAAUGAUGAACUUAAUCGCCAGAUUUACGUUGAUAUCGC
Macroventuria anomochaeta is the source of this 976-nucleotide messenger RNA. RefSeq lists its product as uncharacterized. NCBI's taxonomy places the organism in Eukaryota, Fungi, Ascomycota, Dothideomycetes, Pleosporales, Didymellaceae. The record is from RefSeq and is a predicted model, not a curated record. The transcript is spliced from 2 exons. The coding region runs from base 17 to 943 and encodes 308 amino acids.